AUGUAUACAAAUACUCCAACUGAUUAUGAUUUAUAUGGAAAUAAAAUAACAACAAAUGAUCUAUUUUUAAUUAAUGCAGACAAUGUAUAUUCAACUUGGUAUCCUGUGAUAUUUCCAUAUACAGAUGCAUCCAAUUGUAAUUUAACGUUCAGUGCAAUAACAUGUCAAUUUGUUUAUAGCGUUGUCGCAACACCUACGAAUAAUCUCUCGUUUGUUUAUAAUUGUAUUGAUUCUCAAGGAAAUAAUGUCAUCGGUUUUUAUACAAGCAAUCAAAAAUGUGAUUUUCAAUUAAUAGAUGAACGAAUUGUAUCAAAUUAUUCGACACAAGAUAAUUUUUUGAUUGAUUUUAAUGGUGAUGGGACGGGUGUUUAUGGUAUUGCAGAUGAUUUCAUAUUUUAUUAUCAAUUGUUUCCAACCAUUGAUUUAUUUAUUUGGUCAAAUACAUUAGGAAUAUCUCCUCGAGGAAUGCAUAUUGGUAUAAAUCAAGAUUAUACUGUUGUUGCUGGAUAUUGUCAAAUAUCAACAUCAGUUGCAAAUGAAUGUGCAUUUCUCAUUCGAUUGAACACAUCAUUUUCAUGUCCAAAUAUUACAAAUAAAUUUAAUAUUGCAACUGCUAUAACUUAUUCAUGGAGUGAUCCUCGUGUAAUACGUUUAAUUACGAAUAGUCGAAGUUAUACAUCAAAAUCAGUAAUGUCAGUUAGUAUUUGUUGGAAAACAAAACAAGUAUUGAUUGGAGUUCAAUCAUUAAAUACAGUCUUUUUGUAUUCGUUAAACAAUACUUAUGAUUUAAUUAGUAGUCGUGAUAAUGGUGUUGGAUAUAUGGGUUAUGGAAAAAGUGUUUCGUGGUUGGAUACAAAUGGACGUAAAGCUGCGAUCUUAGCAAAUACUUAUACAUAUACAACUUUUGAUUGGAUUUCAUCAUCAGUACAUAUUUAUGAUAUUGAAUCAGAUGGAUUUUCAGAUUCAACGCAACCAAUUUAUAUUUAUCCGAAUAGUUUACAACCUUUGCAACAAUACAUGGCUCCAUCAAUUAUUCGUAUUGCUUGUUCUCCUUCUGGUAAUUUGGGUAUUUUAAACCUUUUAGGUGGUGGUGUUGGUAUUCUUCGUGCACCACCAAAUGAAUAUCCAAAUACAAACACAAGCGGUUGGGCUACAACUAGUGUUCCUUGUUAUUCUGGUACUAGUCGAGAUUACGAUGGAAUUGAACUAUGUUCUCCUUACUCUUCGUCGUCAAUGAAUUGUUCGGAUGAUAUUUAUUGUCCAUACGGAGCUGUCGGACAAGUUUCUUAUUCAGAAUUUGAAUCGAUUGAACAAGAUCAAGACUAUCCUGAAUCACCUGAGAACACUGUUUUUGAUGAUCUUUUAAUGCAGAAUAUGUUCGGUUUAAAUCCAACAUCAAUUCAUUGUUUAGUUGUAUCUCCAAUUACUUGGGUUUUAUUUUUUAUGAUAUUUGGUUUAACUAUUUCUAUUGGAAUAAUUUUAUCAGAAGUCUGUUGUCCUCGUUAUCAUUCUAUUCGAGAUAAAAUCAAACGAAUCUUUAGAAAAAUGGAUCUGAUUGGUGAAGGAGAGAUGUGGAUAGGUGGUUUAACCUCGUCGGCAAUUAUUGUUCUUGUCAUCUCAGCAUAUCAUUUUUCUAAUGGUUAUCUUCAUCAAUAUCCAAUAGAACGAGUUACUACAAACAGUACAUUUGCAUGUGAUGUUACUUUACGUAAUGCAAAAUUCUCUACUACAGCUCAGAAACGAUGGGAUCCUGCACGUUCAACAAAAGAAAGUCAAACAGUAUUUGAUUUACUCAAUGCUCAAGCAUUCACAUUGAAUAUUGAUCUUGUUCAAACAGCAUUCAAUUGUCAAGACAAUUUUUAUGUCAUACGUGAUAUUGGUUAUAAAACUGUUCGAUUACCAAUAAAAAAUUGUCAAUUAAACAAAAAUAAAACAAUCAUGACUUUGGCUAUUGCACUUCCAGUUCAUGAAAUUUCUGUUAAACUUGUUUUGAACGGAUUAAAAACUGUUGGGGCCGUCCGAAUUGGCGUUAGUGGACCUUCAGCACAAGCUGACAAUGAAAGAUUCACAACAAUGGAAUUGAAUUUCGCUUCCACAUUUGUCUCCUCAUCUUUUGAUGAAGUUCUUGCUGAAACAACUACAUUUCCAAUAACAUUGACAAAAAUAGUUAAUCAAACUGAUCCAUUAUCCAGUGAUGGAUUCUCGACAUUUAGUGCUAUUUUUUCUUCUUCAUUCAAUGUCAAUUCUGAUAUGUUGUUUACUAACGAGACUCGUUAUACAUUUAUUUAUCGAACAGCUACUAAUAUUACUGUGACUAUUACAGAAGAUAAUUUCUAUGUUAGUAAUUUACAACAACCAAUUGCUCGACAGACAGAAGUUAUUUUUCAUAAUCUUCUUUUCACAAUUGUUGUAUUAGAAGUUUUUGGUUUGGUUUAUCUCGUCGUCAAACUCUUUUUGAUUCCUGUCUGUCAAAGUAUGUCUACUCGUUUGCAAAAAAAGUUGUCAACAAAGAAAAUAGAUAUUGAAUCACAUAAUGAUUCAAAUGCAAUGGUUGUGGAAAAAAAAGUUGUUCAGUAA
Adineta ricciae is the source of this 2577-nucleotide messenger RNA. The record is from the annotation of a GenBank genome assembly. NCBI's taxonomy places the organism in Eukaryota, Metazoa, Rotifera, Eurotatoria, Adinetida, Adinetidae.